AUGACAUUAGAAGAUUGUAAUAAUGUGACAGAAUUUGCACUAUUGGGUUUGUUUGAAGAUCCAGAGUUACAGAUCCCAAUCGGUAUAUUACUUAUAUUUGCCUAUUCCAUGAUAUUUUUAGGAAACUUCACCAUCAUAUUUGUUUUUUUUGGCGAUUCCCAUCUGCACACUCCCAUGUACAUUUUCUUAUUCAACCUUUCCAUCAUUGACAUCAUUUCCUCGUCCAAUAUUCUGCCUAAACUAUUUAAUAUGCUCUUCACAGAACAAAACAUGAUUUCAUUUAGAGAUUGUAUAACCCAGAUGUACAUAUUUGCAUCUCUGGUUGGUACUGAGCUUAUCCUGCUUGCGGCCAUGGCAUAUGAUCGUUAUGUGGCAAUCUGUCACCCUCUUAAUUACAUUGUUCUAAUGAGUUUAAGAAACUGUAUUGGUCUCUCAGUUGCAUCUUGGCUUGUGGGUUUUUUGGACACUAUUGGACAUGCCAUCCUUAUAUCUAAGAUGUACUUUUGGUCAGAUCGUCCUAUUGACCAUUUCUUUUGUGAUAUAUCCCCAUUGCUGAUGAUUGCCUGCAGUGAUAUAUCUAUGGUGGAAGUCUUAAACUAUAUAGAAGGGGUUCUGCUGGCAUUUUCUUCAUUUCUUCUUAUAUUAAUUUCAUAUAUAUAUAUUAUCUCUACCAUUCUGAAGAUAAAAUCUGCAGAAGGGAAACAUAAAGCUUUUUCUACUUGCACCUCCCAUCUAACCUGUGUGAUCAUUUAUUAUGGGACUAUAAUCUGUUUGCAUAUUAAGCCUACAUCAAGUUAUUUCCCAAAACUGGACAAGCUCUUCGCUCUGGUAUAUGUUGUUUUGGUGCCUAUGCUAAAUCCUUUUAUUUACUGUCUUAAGAAUAAAGAAGUAGCAAAGUCAUUAAUCAAUCUAAAGUCUAAGUUCUUUAUAAUACCUUUAUAG
Molecule: messenger RNA, 942 nt
Organism: Pseudophryne corroboree (corroboree frog)
Lineage: Eukaryota; Metazoa; Chordata; Amphibia; Anura; Myobatrachidae
Product: olfactory receptor 5AR1-like
Exons: 1
Coding region: 1-942 (313 amino acids)
Biological process (GO): G protein-coupled receptor signaling pathway
Cellular component (GO): membrane
Molecular function (GO): G protein-coupled receptor activity; odorant binding; olfactory receptor activity
Source: RefSeq, a predicted model, not a curated record